AUGGCGUGCGUGCUCGGGACCUUGGCGCUGAGUGUUCUGCUGCUUCUGUGCGUGUUUCUGUAUUCGGAGCGCGUGCUGGCGUCUGCCUGGGGUCUGCGGCCCAGCCCCGGCUCGGUCCCUGCCACUUGUCCGAAGCGGGCCCGUGUGUGCGCGCCCGCGGGCCGUCCUGUGUCCCGAACGUGUGCCCACCGUGCGCGGGGAACAUGGCAGAGAUUUUUCUUUUUUUUUUUCCUCCCCGAGUGGGCUGAUGUGAGAAACCUACUGUGUGCCAGGCUGGUAGGAGGGGGUUUGGCUCCCUCCGGGGAGGCUGUGGACUGCUGGGAGAAGACAGGCUUUGCCUUGGCCUCUGGGGCCUCGUGGGGUGAAUGGUGUAACCUUUCUUGUGACUCAGGAGCUGAAUGCUUCCCGGCCUGCCACCCCCAAAAUGGAUUCUGCGAGGAUGACAAUGUUUGCAGGUGCCAGCCUGGCUGGCAGGGUCCCCUGUGUGAUCAAUGCAUGACCUUUCCUGGCUGUGUUAACGGACUCUGCGUGGAACCCUGGCAGUGCAUUUGUGACCACGGCUGGGACGGGAACCUCUGCGACAUAGAUGUCCAGGCUUGCGCCUCGACCCCCUGCGCCAACAAUGGGACCUGCGUGAACCUCGAUUCCGGCCACUAUGAAUGCUCCUGCGUCCCUGGGUUCUCGGGAAAGGACUGUCAGAAGAAGGAUGGGCCCUGCGUGAUCAAUGGUUCCCCCUGUCAGCACGGAGGCACCUGCGUGGAUGAUGAGGGCCGGGCCUCCCAUGCCUCCUGCCUGUGCCCCCCUGGCUUCUCAGGCAAUUUCUGCGAGAUCGUGGCCAACAGCUGCACCCCGAACCCGUGCGAGAACCAAGGCAUCUGCACCGACAUUGGGGGCGACUUCCGCUGCCGAUGCCCCGCCGGCUUCGUGGACAAGACCUGCAGCCGCCCCGUGAGCAACUGCGCCUCCGACCCGUGCCUCAACGGGGGCACCUGCCUGCAGCACACCCAGGUGAGGUACGAGUGUCUGUGCAAGCCCGAGUUCACGGGCCCCCUCUGUGGCCGGAAGCGCGCCCCGAGCCCCCAGCAGGUCACCCGUCUGCCCAGCGGGUACGGGCUGACCUACCGCCUGACCCCCGGGGUGCACGAGUUGCCAGUGCCCCAGCCCGAGCACCGCAUCCUGAAGGUGUCCAUGAAGGAGCUCAACAAGAGCACUCCCCUCCUCUCCGAGGGCCAGGCCAUCUGCUUCACCAUCCUGGGCGUGCUGACCAGUCUGGUGGUGCUGGGCACCAUGGGCAUCGUCUUCCUCAACAAGUGCGAGGCCUGGGUGUCCAACCUACGCUACAGCCGCAUGUUGCGUCAGAAGAAGAACCUGCUGCUGCAUUACAACAGCGGGGAGGACCUGGCGGUCAACAUCAUCUUCCCCGAGAAGAUCGACAUGGCCACCUUCAGCAAGGAGGCCAGCGAAGACGACAUCUAAGCGGCGCCCCUGCCGGCCCCUCUCUGUUCUCGGGGUCCCGCAGAGCUCACUACGUGCGGUCUGUUCUCCUCUUUGUGGUGGAAUUUGCUCUAUUUUGUGUCGAAUCUGGUGAACCCUAUGCUUACCUCUAUUACCUUUGUGUUGCUCUGUGACAAAGUGCCCGAAGCAUCCUCUUGCUCUCUCUUAAUGCAUGAUCGAAGAAUAAUAAUAAGAAUUUCAUCUUUAAACAA
Molecule: messenger RNA, 1706 nt
Organism: Leptonychotes weddellii (Weddell seal)
Lineage: Eukaryota; Metazoa; Chordata; Mammalia; Carnivora; Phocidae
Source: RefSeq, a predicted model, not a curated record